UGGGGGAGAAAGACUGGUACUUCUUCUACCUGAAGGACCGCAAAUACCCAAUGGGGUCGAGGAUGAACCGGGCCACGAAGGACGGCUAUUGGAAGGCCACGGGCAAGGACAAAGAGAUCUAUAGGGCCACGACAAAGAAAGUGAUACCGUUGCUUGUUGGCAUGAAAAAGACGCUUAUAUUCUACAAGGGUAGGGCUCCUAGGGGUGAAAAAACCAACUGGGUCAUGCACGAGUUCAGGCUUGAAGGCAGCGACAUGCUCCCCUAUCCCGCAUCUAGCUCAACUUCCACUACUUGCUUAAAAUCUUCUACUUCUGAUGUGGAUGAGUGGGUGGUCGGUCACGUGUUCCACAAGACCACUGGGAUGAAGAGGACACCUGCACUACCGUCAUACAACCUAGCCAUAACUGAUGAUGGGACUGACCAGGGAAGCAUCCCCAUGCCCACACCAUUACCAUUUCCCAUGCUAUCAGACUUCAUAAUGGACCCAAUAGCAUCCUACUACUCCACCUUGGGCACAAGCUCCUCAUUGGUGCCACCUGUGAUGUCACCUUUGGUAGGCAUGAGUAGCAUAGGUCUUCAUAUGAAGAACAACUUAUUUGGGAACCCAAUGGCCAUGGUGCCACCGAUGUCUAUCUACCAUCAGAUGGGCAUGGGAAUAGUAGGUGCUAGUGGUUGCAUGGAUGUGUUGAAGAGUGGACCUUCUCUUAUGAUGUCACAGAAGGGCACAUUGAUGGACCAUGGACAAACCAAUGUCUCCGAAAUAUCACAGACAAUGUCUGCAGCAGUAGGUGCUAGCAGCUUCAUGGAUGCACUGAAGAGCGGACCUUCUCAGAUGGUGUCACUGAAGGACACAAUGAUGGAUCAUGACCAAAUCAAUAUCGCUGAAAUAUCACAAAUGGUGUCUGCAGCCCCAGAGUAUGUGCCCUUCAUUGAUAUGUAUGGCUUUUGUAAGUAUUAAAGAGGUGAAGAGGGAUCAUACUACUAUAAUCCCCC
Molecule: messenger RNA, 994 nt
Organism: Panicum virgatum (switchgrass)
Lineage: Eukaryota; Viridiplantae; Streptophyta; Magnoliopsida; Poales; Poaceae
Product: NAC domain-containing protein 48-like
Exons: 2
Coding region: 51-959 (302 amino acids)
Biological process (GO): regulation of DNA-templated transcription
Molecular function (GO): DNA binding
Source: RefSeq, a predicted model, not a curated record